Molecule: messenger RNA, 6955 nt
Organism: Merops nubicus (carmine bee-eater)
Lineage: Eukaryota; Metazoa; Chordata; Aves; Coraciiformes; Meropidae
Gene: HIVEP1
Product: human immunodeficiency virus type I enhancer binding protein 1
Exons: 8
Biological process (GO): regulation of transcription by RNA polymerase II
Cellular component (GO): nucleus
Molecular function (GO): RNA polymerase II cis-regulatory region sequence-specific DNA binding; DNA-binding transcription factor activity, RNA polymerase II-specific
Source: RefSeq, a predicted model, not a curated record
ACAAAAUUGAAGAAGCACAAAAGCAACUUAAUGGAACAGAAGACCAACAGAGAGAAAUCACCGAUGCUGGUACUAGAGGAACCCAAGAUACAAUUAAGGGCGUGAAACGAAAAAAGAUCGUGACUGAAAACCACCUAAAAAAAAUACCAAAAUCGCCUUUGAGAAGCCCUGCCGAAGCCAAGGUGAAGCAAAAUGUAGACCCUUCACCUCUGAAAGCUCUUCCAGAUGCCUCUGAACAUGCACAGGAUCACCUACCUGUGCAGAAUGGAAACCAAUGCACCAAACAGAACGGGGGAGCGCUGAGCAGUGAGAUAGGUGUGGAAACCACCGCCUCCGAGGCGUCCGUGCAGACCAAGCUUUCAUUGGCUCCUCAGUCCCUAGAUCUGGGUAAACAGGCAGUGGAGGAUACUGCUGCAAACCAACUGAACUCACCUGAGAAGAAAUCUCUCUCCAACUCCUCAAGUAAAACAAAGACUGACGCUAAUGAAUGUAUUAAUUUUGUUGACGGCGGUACGUCAGCCCCGUGUACACGCACCGCGUUCGAUGUCUUAUUAAAAGCUAUGGAGCCUGAACUGAACACCUUAGCACAAGAGUGCCCCUCUUAUGGGAUGCAGGUAGAGAAACUGAGACCAAAUAAAACUGUAAGCACCUCUUCUAGUCUCACGUCCAAUACGGUGAGCGUCCAAAGUCAGUCUGCUUUGUCACAGCAUGAGUUUGCAGGUGGGCCUCACUAUUACUCGUGCACGUUAAACAACGUGCAUGUAGCAGCAGCAGCCAAGACUGGACAAGCACCAGGCCAGUCAGUUUCUCACUCACAAGACCUUCUCACUAAAACCAGUCAACAAAAUCACCAGGUUGUUGUGUGUCCAAGUUUCACUAGAUCGUUGGUGCAACAGCAGAGUCAAGACAACCCCAAGCUCCAGCAGUUAUACAGCAUAGCAGUGACUUCGUCUGUCGUUCACACCUCAUCUUCCAGUGCAACUCAGGUUUUUCCUCCAAACCAGUUAGUAGCCAGUUCGUCUUCACCUCUGUCGAUCAGCACCUCGAAUUCCACACAGCUGUCUAUAGGUCCCGUGUAUAACUCAGCCCAGAUAGCAUCAGUCGUAAACCAUGGUGUAGAGCAAAUAUGUAACCUCCUGAAAGACCAGAAGCCGAAGAAGCUGGGGAAAUAUGUCUGUGAGUACUGCAACCGGGCCUGUGCCAAGCCCAGCGUCCUCCAAAAGCACAUCAGGUCCCACACCGGCGAGCGGCCCUAUCCCUGCGUGACCUGUGGCUUUUCCUUUAAAACCAAAAGCAACCUCUACAAGCACAAAAAAUCCCACGCACACGCUAUCAAGCUGGGACUUGUCCUCCAACCAGAUGCAGGAGGCCUCUUCUUGUCUCACGACUCGGACAAAGCACUUAGCAUCCAUUCGGACGCGGAGGAGAGCGGCGAGAGUGAAGAUGAAGGCACUGCUGAUGAAAGACAAGAUGAUCAAGAACUGGAACCUGCCCAGAUAGCAAAAGUCAUUUCGAGUGCAGAAACCUUGCGGAAGGGAAGCCCCGUCCCAUUGAGCAACCCAGAUUGUAUACCAGGUGACUCUUCCUUACCUGAUGCAGAACCUCAAGUAAGGGCAGCUUUACCAAAAGUAGUAGUUCACCCUGUAAAUGUUUCCCCAUUAAGGGCUGACAGCCCAAAAGUAACAGAACCAGCACCCGAGCUCGCUGCAGCACAGAGGAAAGGAGAUCUCAAAGUGACAGCUCUUCAGUCAAAUUUAACACACACAGCCUCAUUCAAGGAGGGUGAUGUCAAGCAGCACCAGAAAGCAGAGAUGGGCCUGUUGGAGGAACAGCUGGGAUCCGCGGUAGGAGCGGCACAUGCUCAGCUCCAGAGACAACAGGCGACCGAUGGCUCCCAGGACCAGCAAGGAAAAUGCCUUUUGAGCCCCAGAAGUUUGGGUAGUACUGAUUCUGGGUAUUUCUCUCGUUCUGAAAGUGCCGAUCAAACCAUGAGCCCACCAGCUCCUUUCGUAAGAGGAGUGUUGGCCUCUGAGAAAGAUUCAAGCAAAAACCUGCCCUGUGGGCCGCGAGCGAGCGGCGUGGUGGCAUCAGUGGUACAGACUGUCUGUGCCGAAAAAAAUCUGAUUCUCUCGGGCCAAAUGCGACCUCCCAUGGCAACGAAAACCCUGGAGGAGCGCAUCUCAAAGUUAAUUUCUGACAACGAAGCCGUUGUGGAUGACAAGCAGUUGGAUAGUGUGAAACCCAGAAGAACGUCUCUUUCGAGGAGAGGAAGCAUAGAUUCACCCAAAUCCUACAUAUUUAAGGAUUCUUUCCAGUUUGAUUUAAAGCCCAUGGGAAGAAGAACUAGCUCAAGCUCUGAUAUACCAAAGUCUCCUUUCACACCCACUGAGAAAUCGAAGCAAGUUUUUCUUCUCUCUGUACCAUCCCUUGACUGUUUACCUAUAACACGAAGUAAUUCCAUGCCUACGACCAGUUACUCAGCAGUACCUCCAAACGUCAUACCUCCCUCUCAUCCCCUUCGAGGAAGUCAGUCCUUUGAUGAUAAAAUUGGCUCUUUAUACGAUGAUGUUUUUGUAUCGGGACCUGCUACUCCUCUGAACCAAGGUGGACAUCCUCGGACCCUUGUUAGACAGGCAGCAAUAGAAGAUUCUUCUACUGGUGAAAGCCAAGUUCUUGGACCGGUGCGAUCUGUAGAAGAAAGUUAUCUGGGAUGUAAUUUAUCAAACGAAUCUUUAUUGCAAAGGAGCAAGUCCCUGGCACAGGGAUCAAAUGUAGAAAAAACCAAGAAGUCCCCUCAGGUGCGAGGCACGAUGUUUGAGUGUGAGACCUGCAGAAACAGAUACAGAAAACUGGAAAACUUUGAAAACCACAAGAAAUUUUAUUGCUCAGAGUUGCACGGACCUAAAACUAAAGCAGCAAUCCGAGAGCCUGAGCAUAAAACUGUUCCAAACAGCACGCAGCCUCAAAUCCUACACUACAGAGUCACCACUUCAACGGGUGUGUGGGAGCAGACACCCCAGAUAAGGAAAAGAAGGAAGAUGAAAAGUGUUGGCGAUGAUGAUGACCCCCAGCAAAACGAUACGAGCGUACCAUCAAAGAACACAGACGGCCAAAGCAAGCCAGCAAAUUCCUCUGGUCUCUCAAAACACAGCGCCACAACGGUGGUGGGAUCACAGAAGCCAAGCAACCUUCUCCUGCAGAGUUCCCAAGUCCAGCUGGUGGCUCGGGGCACGGAUCAGACGGCCGAGCCAAAAACAGCCCCUCUCUCUGAGAAGCAGGCAAGCCCAGCUGUGCAAGAGAAAGUGGAGCUGAAAAGGCAAGGGACUGGCAUUUCAGUGAUCCAGCACACCAAUUCCCUGAGCAGAAACAGCUCCUUCGAGAAGUCGGAGUCCUUCGAAAGGUUGUCACCCGUGUCCUCUCAGGAGCCCAACAAGGCUGUGAAGCACCGCUCCUUGAAUACCAUCGUCGUCCAGGAGGACAGACACUGUCAGCUGAACACUCCCCAGCAUCCCCAGCCCCUCUCAUCAGAGCCACCUCGAGGGGAGCUUCAGGGAGCCCAGGCCGUCCCUGCCGAGCGAAGCGCGCCGCUCCAGCCGGCGAGGCUGGUUCGCCAGCACAACAUCCAGGUGCCCGAAAUCCUGGUGACGGAAGAGCCGGACAGGGAGCAGGAAAACCAGUGCAGCGAGCAGGAGAAGGCAGAGAGGUUUAACUGGCCGCAGCGCAGCGAGACGCUGUCGAAAUUGCCCACGGAAAAGCUCCCACCGAAGAAGAAGAGGAUUCGCUUGGCCGAAAUGGAGCAUUCCUCUGCCGAGUCGAGCGUUGACUCCACCCUUUCCAGAAGCCUGAGUCGGGAGAGUAGCUUGUCUCAUACCUCCAGUUUCUCAGCCUCACUUGACAAAGAUGACACCCUGAAGGUUGAGAACCCUUCCAAAGCGGAGCCUGUUAGUAAGUCAGAGUUCCUGAUGAUUCCUGCCGGGCUGGCGGGGCCGGGGCCUCCUUACAGGGAAAUGAGACGUGCUGCCUCGGAGCAGAUCAGCUGCACGCAGCCGUCCAUGGAGGUGGUGGACUACAGGAGUAAAUCUUUUGACUGUGGAAGCAUCUCUCCACCGAAACCUGCCCCGCUCGUAGAGACAGCCGCUCCCAAAGUCUCCUCUGCAAACGGAGCCGCUGGGCACGUGCCUCUGCUGGAAAGGAGGAGGGGCCCGUUUGUGAGGCAAAUCUCCUUAAAUAUUGCUCCAGAGAAUCAUCAGGCCCAGGGGAAGUCGAGUUCCUCGUUUCAGACAGCUCAUGCUACAGAUGUGCCCACGGUGCCAUUGCAGAGGCCGCCGACCUCCAGCAAACCUUUGGGGGAGUUUCCUUCCAGCACUCAGCAUUCGCAGACUCACUCCAGGCCCCACUCAGCAGCUCAGAAUUGUAAUCCUGUUACCCUGUCUUCGGUCCAGCCGCCUCUAGAUCAUGUAUUGAGUAGUCAAGGGCAGCCAUCAUCGAUUCAUCAGCCUUCCCAGACACCUACUAAAACAUCAGCCCAAGGGGAACAAGCGAGCACAUACAUGCUUUCUGGUCACCCCAAUGAGAAAAAGGAUUGCUUUGCUCCAAAGUACCAGCUUCACGUUAAAACGUUACAUAUAGGUCAGCCAUACUCUUCUAAAUUGCUAAAAAAUACCUUACCCACUCAGACUGUUCCAAGUCAGGUUGGGGUGGACCAGAAUGUAUCCUCCUUUGAACUGCAGACUAAGCUGUCUGAGAUGUCUAACCCCUACUCUGUGCCUCCUCUAAAGCAAAUUGUCCCCAAUAACUGCAGCAGCCAGGUACAGCAGAUUGCUCCCUUUGUGGUCCCCGUCCGUAUCCAGAGCAGUGUGCCAUCCUAUGGCUUUGCAACUGUUACACCCCUCCCUCACAUCUUAGUCACCCAGGAUCAGGUAACUCAGUCUGUUUGCAAAACAAAUGUUGCGACGGUGCCAACGCUUGAAGGCAAAGCUCAGCUGCCAAAGUCUCACAAAGAUCAUCAGAGGACUUUGCCAAAUUCGUUUGAAUUUGAAAGUUCGCAGCCAGAAAGCGGAACCAGAAAUUCACCUUUGUCAAGCUCUUUGAAUAUCAUUCAGAAAGUGCCAGUUAGUGGACUCUUCCCUCAACCAGAAGCUACAGCUUCAAGUAAACGAAUGCUUUCCCCAGCCAACAGUUUAGAUAUUGCCAUGGAAAAACAGCAAAAACGUGUUAAAGAUGAGAGUGGAGCUGCCUGUGUGACAGAUGCUAGGCCCCUGCACCCUCUGAACGUUAAAUCCAGUGACCCUACUGGUAAGCAGAAGAAACCAGUUUUGGUAAGACAGGUUUGCACCACAGAGCCUCUUGAAAAUCACCUUUUAGAUCCCGAUGGUGCUGCACAGCAUGAAAAAAGCAGCAAGGCUGGUACUUCAGACCUGCUGUUGCCUGACUGUCAUUCCUCUGACACUGGGGUUUCAGAAGCCCUAAAGGAGUCACCAGAAUCUGAAGACCUGAAGUCUUCAGCAUCGCCAGUGUUUGUAGCUAGAAAACCAUCUGAAUUGUCUCCAGGGAAUAAUCAGAGUUCUCUUCUCAAGGCUGUAAGCAGCAGUCAGGAGGGAAGGUCCCCAGGUAACCCUGAGAGCAAGCACCUCAGUGGCCAAGGCCAAGCAAAGCCUGUAACUACCCUGGCUGGGAUGAAUGCAGAACUGCAAAGGUUGUCAUUCCCCAGCCUCAAGACCACAACGAGUUUUACCUGGUGUUACCUCCUGAAGAGAAAACCAUUACAUCUGCUGCAAAACGACCAGAAAAUCUCAGCCUAUUCCACGUGGACCAUUAGUCCCAACAAUCCCAAUCCACUGGGUUUGUCGACGAAAGUAGCACUCUCCCUCCUCAAUUCCAAACAAAAAGUUGAAAAACCAUUGUACACUCAAGCAAGAACUACUCAUCCCAGGUCUGAUGUCUUGGUCUAUUCGAGCAAGUGGAAGAACAGCUUAACCAAGAGAGCAUUAAAUAGAAAAAAACUGGCUGCAGCUGAAUUCAGCAAUAAGGAAAACUCUGAAUCAAGCACUGAGCACGAUAAAGAAAAUUCCUUUAUCAAAUCUGAACCAAGAAGAGUUAAAAUCUUUGAUGGCGGGUACAAGUCCAACGAGGAGUACGUGUACGUGCGGGGGCGGGGCAGAGGGAAGUACAUCUGUGAGGAGUGCGGCAUCCGCUGCAAGAAGCCCAGCAUGCUGAAGAAGCACAUCCGCACCCACACCGACCUCCGGCCCUACCACUGCACCUACUGCAACUUCUCCUUCAAAACGAAAGGAAAUUUAACAAAACAUAUGAAGUCAAAGGCACAUAGCAAGAAGUGCAUGGAUUUGGGAGUCUCAGUAGGCUUAAUAGAUGACCAGGAUGGAGAAGAGGAAUUUGGCGAGAAGCAGAGGUUUGGCUACGACCGCUCGGGCUACGACGGGGAGGAGUCCGACGGGGCCGAGGAGGAUGAAAACGACAACGAGGAUGACGAUGAGGACAGCCAGGCUGAGUCAGUCCUGUCCACAACCCCCUCGGUGACAGCCAGCCCCCAGCACCACCCCUCCCGACACGCCCUGCAGGACGAAGACCUCAGGCUGCCAGACUGUUUGGCCGGGGUCCACACGGACUCCAUGGAUGGUCUCCCAAAAGCUCUGCUGACAACGAUGACCGUCCUGAGCGCGGCGCAGUCGGGUAGCAGGACCUCCAGGUCACCAGCAGAAUUCACCCAUCAGGAAGCACAGGAGGAUAAAACCCAGGAGAGAGGAGCAGGUCCCCGUGCUGCAGAGGUGGCUCCCGCGUCUCCAGGGCGCCAGAUGUCUGUGGAUUACCCCGAUCCAGAAGCAGCUUUGGGCCACUCCUUGACAUCCAGUGCAGCUCUUCCAAAGAGCUCGGCCUCGCUCAGCUCGCCCCCCUCGCCCGCGGACCGCGCCGAAAUCCCGGAGGAGAAGCCGGGCAG